GGAGCGGGGGGCUCGUCUGAUUAAGGGGCCCUGAACCAAGAAGCAGCGGAGUUUGAGAAGCCAGCAGUUCGGGGUUCGGCGGCAGCGGCCCCAUCGGCCGAAGUUGGGGGGGGUGGGGCGCCGAGCGCGCGGGGUGGGGGGGGUCCUGGUCUUUGGCUUCUCGACUCGGUCCUGUUUCGACAGCGAACAUGUCUCGGCCUGUCAGAAAUAGAAAGGUCGUUGAUUAUUCCCAGUUUCAGGAAUCUGAUGAUGCUGAUGAAGAUUAUGGAAGAGAUUCAGGCCCUCCAGCUAAGAAAAUUCGGUCAUCUCCUCGAGAAGCUAAAAAUAAGAGGCGAUCUGGAAAGAACUCACAGGAGGAUAGUGAGGACUCCGAAGAAAAAGAUGUGAAAACCAAGAAGGAUGAUUCUCACUCAGCAGAGGACAGCGAAGAUGAAAAAGAAGAUCAUAAAAAUGUGCGCCAGCAGCGGCAGGCAGCCUCUAAGGCAGCUUCUAAACAGAGAGAGAUGCUCAUGGAAGAUGUGGGCAGUGAAGAAGAGCAAGAGGAGGAGGAUGAGGCACCAUUCCAGGAGAAAGAUUCCGGCAGCGAUGAAGACUUCCUAAUGGAAGACGAUGAUGAUAGUGACUAUGGCAGUUCAAAAAAGAAAAACAAAAAGAUGGUUAAGAAGUCCAAACCUGAGAGAAAAGAAAAGAAAAUGCCCAAGCCCAGGCUAAAGGCCACAGUGACGCCAAGCCCUGUGAAAGGCAAAGGGAAGGUGGGUCGCCCCACAGCUUCAAAGGCAUCAAAGGAAAAGACUCCUUCUCCCAAAGAAGAAGACGAGGAACCAGAAAGCCCUCCAGAAAAGAAGCCCUCUGCAAGUCCUCCACCUGAGAAAUCAGGGGACGAAGGGUCUGAAGAUGAAGCCCAGUCUGGGGAGGAUUAAAAAGUGAUGAUGGUUUGGGGAGAGAUUUUAUUAAAAAAAGAAAAAAAAAAGAAAAAAGAAAAAGGGGGAAAAAAAAGAAAACCUACUUAAGAUAGAACAUGGUUUUGGUUAUGGCUUGACUCAUGGGCUUUCGAUGCUUUUUUUCCUUUUCUUGAAAAUAACAUUUGCUCUUUUUUUUUUUUUUUAAGAAAACCAUUGUAAGUUUAAUUUACCUUUUUGUCUAUUGGUCCUCUCUUUGCCAUCACCCCUCUUUCCCACCCCUUCCCAAUGAAAGCCAUGUCAAAGUAAUCACUGGAUUGACUGCUUCACCUUUUUAUUUUUAAUGGAAGGAAUACCACAGUUGUAAAGCAAUAAGAUUUGAGAUGAACACUAUGGAAAUUUUGCUUUUUGCUAAAUGAUAGCAAGUUGAACCGUAAUCAAACGUAGAAGGGUGUUAGUUAAAAAUGAUUGCUUCUUUCUCUACCUGGACUUAAAAAAAUCAGUUGUCAUCUAAUACAAGUUUAUAUGUGUAUAUACAUAAGUAUAGAUGUCUAAAAAAAUCAUGAUGUUAAACUUCCACUGAUGGGGCAGGUAGGACAUAAAGAUGAAUUCUGAAUUGUUACUACAAGUAUUCAUGUUUUUUACCUUGGGGGCAAGGCAGGGAAUGGUGUUACCUGACCUUGUUUGAGGGUGUGGUUUUUUUUUGUUUGUUUCUUUGUUUCUUUGUUGUUGUUGUUUUUUAAUUUCAUCACUUGUUAUCUCAAAGAGACCCGGAGCCAGUGAUCCUUUUAUCCUGCUACAGUCUUUCAGGAACUUUAAAAGAACAACAAAAAAAAAAAGGCAAGGGCCGCCAAAACUUAAAUCACUCUUGAUUUCCUAUUUCAUUCUCUAAUGGUUCAUGUUUUUAAAUAUAUAUGUAUCUAUUCUGUUUCUUGGAUAAAAUUUUACCAAGGAUCAAAAAAGAAAAAAAGAACCUUAGAAUUUAAAUGGCAAGAUCUAUACACCAGAGUGGAUUUCUUCUUAACUGACAAUGUUUAGGUUUUAAGCAAAUAAAGUACCAAUUAAUGUGAAACUCAAUCACAAAGACUUGAGAUUUUUCCUUUAUGAAAAUAGAAAAUUGAAAUUCUUUUAUGCCAAAAAUGUGCAUUCAGAUCCCAUGAACCAUGCUCUGUUUUUAUUUGGGGAUAGAACAUUUGUCUUUUCACAUACCUAUCUUCCCAUUUCUUUGUAGACACAUGAAGUGCAUCUCUCGGCUUCCUGCUCCUGCCCAGGAUACCACUGCAUACCCCAUCCCCAGAGCCUGCAAGUUGUGCUCUAAGACAUGAUUUCUCCUGGCUCUCUUCUUCACUUCACAUUCUGUGCUUGACUGGGAGUAUGGUAAAUGCUGCUCCCACACCGUUCAGUUUGCUUUUGUCUUUCUCCCGGUGCCCCUGCUUACUGCUCACGUUGCUUAAAGCCGAAGUUUCAGAGGCUCAGGGCUAGGGAGACCAUGUGGUUAGGAGCCCAUAUGCCACCGAGAACAGACUUUCCAUGCCUUAUGAAAGUAGUCAGGAGAUCGUUCUGUAGGUUUGAUCCUCCACAUCCUGAUACCAUGAGCUCAUGGGAGCAAGGGUUAGGGGUCUUAGUGUGCUAAUAAGUUGAAAAAAAAAAUAGUGAAAUUUAACCUCUGCCUUUAUGUAGGUGUGCUGCUUCAAUAUCUUACGCAGUUUUCUUUCUGUCUUUUAAGUUAGCGCAUGUUUUUCUCUCAGACAACAUGGCUUUCUUGCAGAUGUUCCUAGGACAAAAGGUUAUUUAAGGAAUGUUUUUACUCUGAUUUUUAAGACACUUUAAAGACUAUCCUUACUCUGAAUUUUUAAAAUAACAUCCAGUGGCAGAGUCAUUUCACUGUUGUGCGCGGCGCGUGUUAGAGAAUGAAUUUGGAGAUUUUAGUACUUGGCCAAAAAUGCAAAACUUGAACGUAAGUUGCAGUUGGGUUAUUACCUUUCAUGAUGGUUAACUUUAGAAUAGUGAACUUUGUAAGAGGGUGAUAAAGAUUAUUCUGUUUGCUUUAGUGGGUUUGUUCGGGUAUCCAAUUUUAACAAGAAGGUUCGUGUUCAUCUAGUAAAAGACUUCUCAGUGUUUCCACCAUGCACUUCUGUUUUUAGGGGUUUAUAAGUCCUACAUUCCUAGUAACAUUUGGACUUUUCUUAGAUUAUGUUUCGUGAAGAUGGGGGGGGGUCUUUUAAAACUUUAGCCUCAGUAUUUUAUGUAACACGGUCUCUUUAAUAUAUUAAUCUGCACUAACAUCUCUGUGAUAUACGCUCAUUCUUUAGAGGUAAUCCUGUCUUCUAGGUGACUUGUGUGCAUUUGGUUGCGAUCCCUCUUUUAAAAAUUAAUUCAUGAGAUUGAAAAAUGUCUUAUAUAUUUCUAAUGGACUAGACAAAAGGAUUUGUGUCCCCAGAUGAGACAGGCUCUGAAAGACCUUUGUUUUCUCCACUUUUUAUUGAUGAUUUAAGACACUCUAGCCUUCCCCUCAAAUCAUGCAUGCAUAUAGCAGGACAGCUGUGGUGUCUCAACUGGAAAUCGGUGCUCCAUAGUCAGGCUCUGUAGCGACGUCAGGACCAGGCUACAAGCUAGAAGCUGACAGUGGCCUUUGGCACCACCGUUGACUCGAUCCCAUUUUUCCCCCUAACGUGCCUGUGGCGAAGGGGCAAGAGCGUCGUUCACGGUCUUGUUUGCAGUGCUCAGGAAGUGAGACAUUCACUCGGAAGGUGCUUGUUUGUGGUACCUGAUUUCUCUUAGCUCUGUUAGGUUUACCUCUGGAACAUGGAUCUCGGCAGCUAAUGCUGACUGACACUACAUUCUGGUUCUUACGAUGCUGUAUUUCCAGACUUCCCUCCCCAACGUCCACAGCUAGAAAUGGGUAGCUUGCAUCUUCUUAAAUCUGUAACUUCCUGCUGCUUUUAGCCCUCCCCACCUCAGAUGGAGUCCCAGGAGCGGCCCACAGGGUACACGUUAAUUUCAGUGACAGGAGGUUUGUCCUGCUUUCUGAAGCAUCUCUCCCUUUCAUAGCCCCACUCCCUGUGGAGUCCAUGAAGGGAAAUUAAGGGGUGUGCCCUCCUUUAGGGAGGUAACAGUGUUUCCUCUGGAAGAAGAACAGUUGAUUUCCCAGGAAGGAGCUUGCAUACUGUUUUUUUUCCCCCACAGUAACUGGUUUGCCUCCAUUUCAAUCCUCAGUUCAUACUUAUCCUUGGCACUUGUUGAAAGAGCAUUUUCUUUUAGGUAAUGAAUCAAGAGUGGACUUUGAGGUUAUAAUCCAGUAAAGGUUGACACUCGUGGAUAUGGUCAGCUAGACUGAACUAGAUGCUUUUUUUUUUCUUUAAACGUUUCUUCUUUUAUCCAUGAACAUACAAGUAACAAGUGGAUUUUAGAGAACUGGUUGGGAGAAAGAGGUGCUUUUCUUUAAACCAGUUUAGGAGAUGCUUUGAGAGUAGUAGUAAGGCAAGGGCAGAAUUUACCAGGAGCAACAGGGAAAGCUUUAUAAAAGAUCAUGUGGCCAUUGUUGCUGUUCCGAAGAGUGGGGGUUUAGAUUUGACGAGUUCUUUCUGUUCCUGCAUCACCCGUAGCUGCACUGUGAAGAAACUAUCACCUUAGGAGUUUGGAAAGGACAAAACCUGGGCUCUGCUCUUUAAUGGCAUUCAGACAGAUACUUAAGCAGAACAAGUAAUAAACAUUUCCUGCCGCGGGAUAGGGAAAAUAUAACAAGCUGUUUGCUCUUGGGGUCAGAAAAUUGUCUUUUCUCUGUGCAUAGAGCUGGGUUUAUUGGAAAAGGGACUUAGUUUGAAUAUUGGGACAUCAAGCUAUCUAUAGCCAAGUUUCCAUCUGCAACCCAUUUUCCCUUCAUCUUGGGAUAAACUUGAUACAAAAUGACUCUUUGAAUCCCAAAUCCCUAAAUUACACUUUUUUUCGAAGCCUAAUUCACAAAAUUCACAGUGGUGCUGACUGUGUAUUAACCACUAUUGGGAAAAGUCCCAUAAACCUGCCUGUUGCCAUGCCAAUGGAGGGACUGAGCUGGUGACAUCUGUCUGAGCAUGCUUUGUCUGGCUGGUGGAAUGCCACCAUUGUGCAUACACUUUGUACAUCAGGGGUGAAGGGAGGGUUUUCUAGAUUUAUGGGGGGAGGGUAAAAUUGGGAUUUUUUUUUUUUUGGUUGUUCCUUUUUCAAUGGGGUGUAGGGGUAUAGUACUCAGCUUAUGCCCUGAAUACCAUGUAUAAAACCCCCCGAAGUAUUGUGUGGGUGUGUGUGUGAGUGUGUGUUUGUAUAUGUCUGGCAAGUAAACUUUUGUCUUCGGGAAAUUAGUGACUUCUUCUUUUCCUCCAGAAGUAUUUGUUACAAGAUUUGUAAAUAAGAGCUCUAAGUAGAGUUUGUUUACCAUGAACAUGUUGCAGCAAACCUUAUACACCUAAUUCCUGCAAGAUUUAAGGAAAGACUUGAAGACUUGCCAGGUUAAGCAGCAGCCAAGUUCUCAGUAAUUGUUUGCCUUGAUUCAUCUUUCAGACUUUGUUUUUGCCAGCUCUAAAACUCCCAGUCUUCCUUGAUUUUAGUUCUUAAUCUAUGUUCUGAGCAGGAAGGAUUAUAGAGAGGAACCUGUUUAAAUGUAUUUAAUUAGUCCAUGGGCUGAGACGGGGGGCAUCCCUUUCUUACUACUACAGUGUUGCUAGAUACAUGAUCAGACACCAGGCGGUUGAGCAUCCUUGCCAUACCACCACGGUGCUGACUUCUGCAGCGUGGUACUAAGGAAGUUAAAGUUUGAAUGUAACCACUUUAUUUAAAAGAUUUCUUUUUUAAUUUAAAUGAAAUGAGGUUGAAGUGAACAUGAUUUUGUUGACCAUGUUCGUGAAUUAUAGAUGCAACAUGCGUUGGUAGACUUGUGUGAUGGUCUUUUGUGAUACUUAAUUUUUACAUAUCCCAGUCUCUGUAUGUAUCUGCAUAGACAAAGAAAAAACAAACUCCUGCUUUCUUUUACUGAAGGGUCUCCAGGACUGCGUGUCUGCUCCUGAGCUCUGUUUUGAGUAUGUGUAUCCUUUGCUUGUAUUUUGUAUUAAAAAAAAUAAGAAAAAGAACCCUUUAUUGUUGAGCAUGUUGGCAUUGUCCCCCUUUAUUUUUUUCUCUUUUUGGGACAUAUGAAGCAAGUUAUUCUUUUUCUGUAUCUUUUUUUCUUUUGUAAACUUUUUGUUUUGUUUUGUUUAAAAAUGGCUUUAUAAAAGGGCUUUUAUAACCCA
This is a messenger RNA of Neomonachus schauinslandi (Hawaiian monk seal), 6160 nucleotides long. RefSeq names its product nuclear casein kinase and cyclin dependent kinase substrate 1 (gene NUCKS1). The transcript has 7 exons. Gene Ontology annotation, biological process: interstrand cross-link repair; double-strand break repair via homologous recombination. The record is from RefSeq and is a predicted model, not a curated record. Bases 189 to 920 code for a protein of 243 amino acids. Gene Ontology annotation, molecular function: double-stranded DNA binding; single-stranded DNA binding. Gene Ontology annotation, cellular component: cytoplasm. NCBI's taxonomy places the organism in Eukaryota, Metazoa, Chordata, Mammalia, Carnivora, Phocidae.